AUAUAGCGGUUCUGUCGGUUCUUAGUUCGUUUCCUAGUUCCAGACCGGGUCCAAGUGGUGGUUUCGCGUUCCGUUGGUUCCGGAAGAUUUUGUUCACGCGGCGACGGUGUGCCCUUUUGGCGUUUUCUUAGUCGUGGCGCCCAAGAAAUUAAAGGAGAAGCAGCAGUGAGAGAACUGUCCACAGGAUUUGGUUGGGCUUACGGGACGGCUUGAACGUCCUCCGGCUUGGGUGACGGGAAUCGUGAUUUAAUAGCUUUGGCCAGGAUUACGGGGAAUUCGGAUGCGAUUCUGAAGCAGUUCAGCGGAAAGAAACGUGUCGUUCUCAGUUUGUAUAUAGUUUUGAUGUUCACUUUUGUGUGAUUUCUACACGGGAUUAUGAAUGGUUAAUUAGAGCUUCGAAGAUAAGUGUGGAAAAUUGAUACGAAAGUGUAGAAUCAAAAUAGCUUGCAUGGCACCAACACACCUUAGAGCACCGAACGCAUGAAGUCAGUGCUGCAAAAGUAAAAUUUAAAAGGUUGUGCAAGUGUCAUUCAUUUUCUCUGCGAAAAUAGCCGAAGAAACGAGCGACGGUAGCCGCCGUCGUCAUCGGGUUGCUUUGAUGAUCAUCUGUUGUGAAAAUGGGCGCAAAGAAGGAGUGCGAAAAUUUCCGAUUAGAUCAAAGCAGCCCUAGCCAGCGACAGCGUAGAAAAAAGAACAAAAUUUUCAUGAAAAAUGGAUAGGUUCAAUGACACGAGAGUGAGAAGCAAACACACAAGCUCGGCAGUGAAAAGAAAGAAAAAAGUAUACAAAUAUAAAUACAUAUUGGUCUGAUAUACACUCUCAUAUUCUUGAAUGACUAGCGUGUACUAACCAAAGAUAGAGCGAGAGUGUCAUGAAAAGAACCGCGAGCCGAAGUGAAAACGAGAGAGCGAACACCCGCGAACGAAGAAACGGGGAGCUCUGGGCCACGGGGGUAUUCACUAGUAGCGUGAAUAGGCGAUUCAACGGGAACGGACAGAGGAACUGCAACAACAAAAACAACAACCCUUGCGCUAUCGCGGAGUGGCCGUCCGGCUUGGGGGCCCGCGAAGGGAGCAAAAGGGGAUACCCAAUCGCGAGCGCGAGUGUAUCUGUGUGGGGAUAACCGCGUGCACCGAUACAGCCGAAGCCGGCAAGCAACCAGCCCAGCAGCGACCAAGCUGAAAUUGCCGAAAAUUGACGCGAAAUCAUUUUCAACAACUGUUUGUACAAGUGCUAAUCAAUUAGGAACGGAUUUUCUGCGGUGGAAAAGAUUUCGGACGCAAUAUUCGGUGUUUUCUGCAGAACUAUCGUAAAUUAAGUACCAUCUGCGGUGCGUUGACAUCGCCACAGUUACGAAAAUUCGUGGCGACGCAGAAUUUGAUACAAAUCGAAGUGAGUCGUGCGUUGUGCGCUUGACAGUAGCGACAUCUAACUGCGGUGGCCCAAAGCUCCAGUUCGUCUCCGCGUGAAACGGUGAAUAGUGUAGCUUGGCCGUCAAGAAAUGGUCCGGCUGUGCGCGUUUGUGUUUGCGUGUUUUGCUCAGUUUUUACAGGAUUUUUACGCACUCAUGCAGGCUUCAAGCUUUGAAACGAAUGUGAAAAGUGCAUCGCUGAGGCUGUUUAUUCAACCACGUAAGCCACUGAUUGCACAGGAGAAGAAAAUGAUGAAGAUGUAAAAUCAAACAAAUUCAACUAAUACAGAGUGCGUUAAUAUUUACUCAAGUGAUUAGAAGCUGAAUCCAAAGCAGUGGUGUAUCUCAAGUGACAACCCGGAAAGCAAAUCACCUAACAGCAGAAGAAGAUAAUAAGUAUGUGAAAUCAAACGAAUUCAACAAAUAAACACAGUUCGUUGAUAUUUACCCAAUUGAUUAAAAGCUGGAACCGGAGCAGCCAAAGCAUCCAGGAAGCACGGUGUACCUUAAGCGAGUGCACCUUAAAAAUCAGAAGCCUUGUCUAGUGUGUCUGUUCUGUGUAUGACCCCAAGGGAAAAAGUGGUUUCAAAUGUGACACUGGUGGUGACGACCGCGGAAGGAAAGUUUAUUUAUGCAAACCAAUAUCAGUCAGAUUUAUAAAUAUUUAAUCACCUAGCUGUUUAAACAUACAAGAAAUACGACAACUGUAAUAAUUACUGCCCAGAGAACUGGCCGAAAAAAAUAAAAACAAAUUGCUCGGUUCAGUGCAUAUGAAUGUACAAACGGAAUAACAACGUGCCCGAAAAAAAAUAUACACAGAGAACGAAGCAUCAACAAUACAACAAAUCGAAGGGAAUGAAGUGUCGUGUUUAAUUAAAAUCAGAAUUUACAUAAAUUCACAGGAUCCCCACGUUGCUACAACAGGUUUCAAACCAAGUUAAUUAUAAACGCAAACAAUAGAGAAGAAGAAAGCGCACCUCUGUUCAGCAAACAUUGACGACGGCGACGACGUGAGUGUGAUAAGCGGAUUACGAAAGUGAAAAGUGUUUGAACCCUCAACCUACCUCGUUCGCGGGAGUAUCCUUAGUCUUAGGUCGUGGAAGCUCACGUUUAUCGAGAUUGCAGAAGGUGGACAAGAUAAGAAGAACAGUCCACAUCAUCCUCGUUAAUAGGAGAUAUUGUUUGUGUGACGGUGAAUCAAGCUGUGCGGUGAACCGGAACAACACCAAGACGCUACGCAUUCUAACAAUUCCAAUAACUUAUCUAGUCGACACUAUUCGACCGCCGGGAACCAACGAACGUUCAGUUAAGAUGACUGUGGAAUGUAUUGAGGACUUGUAUCCUACCUAAUCCCAGCUUUGUGGCCGAAUAUUGUGCGAGUGCGUGGCACUCAAGACUUAAGGGAAAGUGACUAUUUUAAACAUACCUUCGCGGAAGUUAGUAGAAGGGUGUUGAUCAUAGCGAGAGUGUGAUUGAGUGAUUGUGAAUACUAAAAAGCGCGUGUGUGAGAAACAGCUGAGCGUUCGUCAAGUAAUGGAUAGCGAAUUCACCGAGUUCUUCAACCAGACCUGGAAUAGUAAAUUUCAAGGCAAUCGAACGGUUCUCAACGCUGGCGAUGGAGGCAGUUCGACGACAAGCGGAGGAGGGGGAGGAACCGGUAACGGUGUCGGUAUAUUUGGCGGAGCUUCCGCAGCAGCUAUGGCUGCUGCUCCGAAGCUUUCAUCGAGAUUAAGUCAACCGCCUCCGCAGCAUCAACAACAGCAGCAGAACUCUCUAGCCAACUGUAAUAACUCCUCCUCCACCUCUUCCUGCGGCGGAACGCAAAACAAUGGCAGUUCCAUGCUCAACGACACCCGGCAUUUCUUGAACGAAAUCGCCAAUAGUCACCGGAGUCUGCAACAGCUCCACCAGCAACAUAAUCAAAACAAUAGAAACCUAUUUACAAAUACAACAACCACAAGCAUAGCAGCUGCCGCAACGACUGAAUUACGUGAUACAAAUCUAGGGCCUUUAAGAAAUACCAGUAGUAGCAGUAGCAGUAGUAAUACCAACACUAGUAGCAGUAACAAUAGUAAUAGUGUCAACAAUAGUCAUAGCUUUACUCGUGAUACCCGAGAGUUUCCCAAGCUCAGCCAUAGACUGAUGCAGCCGUUGAACGGCGAUGGCGGGACACCCUCCGGUGGGGGCACCACUGCCAGUGCCUCUGCCACAGCCAGCAGCAACAACCUCCGCCAAUCCUCCUCUUCAUCCUCCAGCAGCGCCAUGAUGAACCAGCAGGACUUCCAAGCGUUCUGUUCGUCGCUGACGGCGGCAGCCGCGUCCGGUGAUUUGGCCGACAGUACAACUCCGCCCCCGCAGUCGGCGAAUGGCGGUGGGAGCUCGUCCGGUUCGCUCAAUAGUAGCAGCCUGCUGGCGGCGGCCGCUGCGGUGGCUGCAGCCGCGGCCGGCGGUGAUCUGGGAGCGGGCGAAUUGCUCGGGCUGACCGGGGGCCAUCCGCACGAGAAGAAACCGCCCAAUUCGAUUCGAGCGCAAAUCGAAAUCAUCCCAUGCAAAGUGUGCGGCGACAAGUCAUCCGGCGUCCAUUACGGUGUGAUAACGUGCGAAGGCUGUAAGGGCUUCUUCCGGCGCUCGCAGAGCUCCGUCGUCAACUACCAGUGCCCCCGGAACAAGCAGUGCGUCGUCGACCGAGUCAACCGGAAUCGGUGUCAGUACUGUCGACUGCAAAAGUGCCUAAAGCUGGGAAUGAGUCGCGACGCGGUUAAAUUUGGUCGAAUGUCCAAAAAGCAGCGGGAAAAGGUUGAGGACGAGGUACGGUUUCAUCGAGCCCAGAUGCGUGCCCAGAGCGAUGCGGCGCCCGACAGUUCCGUAUUCGACACACAAACGCCCUCGAGUAGUGAUCAGCUCCACCAUGGUGGAUACAACGGAUACGCAUACAACAAUGAAGUUGGUUACGGCAGUCCGUACGGUUACUCGACGUCGGUUACACCUCAGCAGACGAUGGGCUACGAUAUCUCGGCAGAUUACGUGGAUAGUACAACAACUUAUGAACCUAGAAGUACGAUAAUAGACUCAGAUUUCAUAAGUGGACACAACAAAGACGGCUCACCAAACCAUCGAGCAAUAACGCUGAACGAUAUUCGUUUGGCACGAGUUCAACAGACUGCAACGACCACCUCCAACGGCAAUAAUCCCAAUGCAGGUGGUGGACCACCACAACCACAACCGCAACAACCAAGUCAACAACAACAGCAGCAGCAGCAGUUGGUCCCUCAACAGCAGAAUCCAAAUCAACAAACAGCAAUAACCGCACUCCAGAGUCAAACCUCCGGCACAGCUAACAACAAUAAUAACAACAACAGCACAAAUAGUACAAUUAUCACCAUCAAGCAGGAGCAGCUGGCAACCGUGGACAGUCUCGUGGCAGGCUACGUAGACUCGACGACUUUCCUGCCCUCGCCGACUAGCCAGCAGCAGCAGCUGGUCAAUCCCAACAUGCUCCCCACUGCUGGCACUACCGGACCCACCGGUAUGUCACAAACCGUUGUCUCCGGUUCAGAAGUAACAACUGGCAACAGCAUAAGGCGUACCGACUGUUGUCAACAAAACCCGGUGUCCUCGGUUGGUUCCAACGGAGGAGCAGCAGUAGGAGGAGUUGUCGAUGGUAUUGGUGGGGUGCCUCACACGCACCACCCCAGCCAAAACACACCGGUUUCGUUCGGCGAAGACGACAGCUCCUGUGAUUCGCACAGCAAAUGGGCCGAAGGCGACAUCAACGAUGUGUUGAUAAAGACCCUAGCGGAAGCACAUGCCAAUACCAACCACAAACUGGAGAUUGUGCACGAAAUGUUCCGAAAAUCUCAGGACGUCACCCGCAUUAUGUACUACAAAAACAUGAGCCAAGAAGAACUGUGGCUAGACUGCGCUGAGAAGCUGACGGCAAUGAUUCAGCAGAUCAUUGAGUUCGCCAAAUUGAUACCGGGCUUCAUGCGGUUAAGUCAAGAUGAUCAGAUUCUCCUGCUGAAAACGGGCUCGUUCGAGCUGGCGAUCGUGCGCAUGUCUCGACUGAUGGAUCUCUCAACCAACUCCGUCCUGUACGGGGACAUUAUGCUGCCGCAAGAGGUGUUCUAUACGUCCGACUCGUUCGAGAUGAAACUGGUGGCGUGCAUAUUCGAAACGGCGAAGAGCAUCGCCGAGCUGAAGCUAACCGAAACGGAACUGGCGCUGUACCAGAGUUUGGUGCUACUGUGGCCGGAGCGAAACGGUGUCCGAGGUAAUACGGAAAUUCAGCGAUUGUUCGAAAUGAGCAUGUCGGCCAUACGGCAAGAAAUCGAGGCGAAUCACGCUCCUCUGAAGGGAGAUGUGACUGUGCUCGAGAUUUUGCUAAACAAAAUCCCAACCUUCCGCGAGCUUUCCAUCAUGCACAUGGAAGCGCUUCAAAAGUUCAAGCAAGACCACCCGCAAUACGUAUUCCCCGCACUGUACAAGGAGCUCUUCUCGAUCGAUUCCCAGCAGGAUCUGAUGACAUAACAGGAUCACCCCCCGGAACCGCAGCAACCCCACCACCCACUCCAGCAGCACCAGCAAAUACUUCCAAAGCAAGAGCAAAACUCAGACCUCGUACCACCAUCUGCAUCUGUGUCGGCAGUAGUAGCAGCAUCGACAUUACCGGAACCAUGUGAUGACGAAGACGACGACGACGACGACGGUGGCGGCGGCGGGUUUCAACUCUCGGAAUGCCACCCUUCUCAUCACGUUCCACAAUCGACACACCAAGAGCAAUAUUUGAACAGAAGCACCCCAAUGGAAACGGAAGCGGCAGCGGAAUGUCCACCCAGCGUGCGGUCACCACCAUCAUCGGUUCAGGUCGGCGAAAAUAACACCUUCAUCAUCAUCAUCCAACAAAACGGUGAAGUGGUCACGCAAGCGAAGUAAGCGUUGGUGGCUGCUGUUGAAGUACUAGAAUAAUUUGGGAUGAUGAACAAGGGGUAAAUGCUUUGAAUCGAGUGAAGCGUUCGCCUCACAAUCGAUGAUGUUGUGUUCAAGAAAUGGUGCUACGCUACAGUUGCAUGCAUAGAUGUAGGCGCGAAACAGCAGAAGUAGAAUUGCAUGCAAGCGUUUUCUUUGCCUAUAGGCAGCAUUCCGGGUGCCAACACACCCACUCCUGAAUAAGAAUACGAAAAAUGCGUUCCACACUGAAUGGAACCGUCGUCGGUUUUCGGUCAGUUCGAAGCUUUAGUUGGCGCGUGGCAAUGUUGCUUAUGGAUAGAAGGCGCGACGGGGAAUUUGUUUAAGUGAAAUAGAAAGAUAGUGAAGGUACGAAACAAAACACACGGAAGAAAUAACACAGUUGUGCAGACACAAACACACUCACACAUACAGACACACUGAAAGCGAUAGUAAUUAGUUGUUGAUGUAAAUGAAUUUAAUGAUUGUUAUAUUAUUUUAAAAGUUUUAAUUUAUAUCUUUUUUUUUGUUUUCGUCUGAUGUCUUCUCGAGGAUUUUUUUAUUUUUAAAAUGAAGGAAAAGAAAAGAUUGAUGUAUGUAUGUUAUAGGUCAAAUUUAUACAUAUUAGAGUGAUAAGUUUAGAGUCUUUUUUAGCAUGCACACAACACGAAUACACACACCUACAUGCAAGUAGUUUGUUAAAUGUUCAAACAAUGAGAACCAGAGACAUUUUGACGUUGUUUUGUUUCUUUGAUUGUUAGCUUUCGUUCUGUUUUGAGUUAAUAUUUAUUUUUCAUCCAAUCCGCGCGGCAAACGUACAAAGAUCGUGUUGGCACGAAGGAUCAAAACAAAAAGUGAUUGAGUUAUUUUCAAAUGCUUCUUUUUGCAUCCGCUCCUUGGAAGUGAAGAACAAGAACAAACGAAGAUUUUGAGGUUUCAUACCACAUUGGCAGAAUUGGAACAGCAUUAUGUUGAAACAUUAAAAUAUAUAGAAUGCAAAAACAGAAUCUCUCUCUAUAAAUGGCUUCCAUUUUAUUAUUUCUUUCUUUCAUUUUGUUAAUUUUAUUUCCAAGUCGUUUAUUUUUUAUUUCUUUUUAGUUUUUUCUUUAGGUAGGCAAAUUUUCCAUUUUUGUUGGAAAAGUAAAAAAAAUCGAAAAUUUACAAUUUCGGAAGGAAAGCAAACGCGAGCGUUUGAGGUUCGUUAUUUCGAUGUUUUCCGUACUAGUUGUGUAUUUUUCUUUGAUCCUGCUAAGCUCGUAAGAAAAGUACAGUCUCUUGGAGAAUAUUCGUUUUCGGAUUUUAAUUUCGUUUUAGCAUAGGGAAUAACAUUUGUAAGGUUCGUAAAUAAACGUUUUCCGUUUUUCUCACUGUAGGUCACAUUUAGGGAAAAAAAUAAUUGAAGCAAAAGUCGAAAAGUGAAAUACGUGGAAGUGUUCGAAACAGUAUUAGGAGAAUAACAAGAGGAAAAUGUGAGAGGAAAUUAAAGACUUGACUAAAAAUACUAGAGAUCAACAGUUAGAAGAAACGAAACGAAUACCAUUUACUAUUCUAGGAAACGACGGAUGAGACUCAGUCCAAUUGGCUUUAGGAGCUCUGUUUGCCUUAGCAAUAUCCCUUAUCCCAGGAAGGAUUUACUUGAAACUAUUUGUACCAGUUUCACGCCGGUUCAAUCGGUGGCCCAGUUGUGUACUCCAGUUAUGUCUGUAACAGUGUUCCUUUUAAAGUUUUUGAACAGUUUUUUUGUUUCAAAUUAAUGGUUACAGGUUUUUACGCAGCGUACCAUAAUUCUCCGCCCCAUCAACUCCCUGUUGUAAUGUUAUUAAACCCAAAAGACUACAAACUACUGAGAAUCAAAAGUUAAUUUUUAGAAACUGACUAGUAAACAAAGAAAAUCUCUCUAUCUCUUUCUCUCCAAACACUGACCGCAGAAAGCAAACCGCUCGUUUGAAGUCCACCUGAGCGAUACUAGAAAAACAACCGAAACUGAUAAUUAUUCGAACAAAUAUAAAAGACCCCUCCAUAGCGAAUCGUAAGGAAACAAACAAAAAUCGUACUGAAUUUAGAGUUAGGUUCUUUUUCUAAAUUUUUGAGAAAAAAUAACUAAUACAAAACAACUGAAACGACACCUUUAAAGGCAUGGAUUGUGAAAACUCAAAAAAUAGACUAAACAUGACCGCAAACUUGAAAAGGGAGGUCUACGGAUCUAUGAUAACAACUACAGAAACAGCAGUUAAGGAGCAGGAAGAGCUGAAGAGAGACGCGCGCACUGAUUUACUACUAAGGAACGGGAGAGAUGUUUUAGUUGAUAGGGAAAAAUCUUGUACAGGUCAACGAUGAAUGCGAAGUUGGGUAGCAGAAGUAUGAUGAAAUCGCACACUUCCACAAGACGAAUGUUGCAGUUUAGUAGUAGGAUCGAGAGAGGAAACCAAUCGGAAUGUGUAGGCAAAAGGCAAAUGCGGAAACGAGAAAGUUACACAGUUUGCAGUAAUCUUUACUGCGACUCGCAAAAUGAGAACUUAUAAAUGUAUGGGUGCUUCUAUAUAUAAAAGAAUGAUAAAAAAUUAUAUAUUUAAAAUUAUAAACUAAAAAAUACAGAAAAGAACGUUUAAAUAAACACAUAAACACAAACAGCCAGACAUAAAUCAGACAUCCGUAAAAGUAAAUGAAUUACACAGAAGAAGAGAAGAACCACACACACAAAUACACAUACACGCAUGUUGAAACGUAAAUCGAAUAUAUAUUUGAACGGCGGAUGAGCCAGCACUUGGACGGACUGGAGAACAACAUUAAUUUCAAACCGACUGUAACAUUUUCGCAUUAAAUUUGACUGCCACGAGUCUAGCUGCUGGUCUGUCCCCGUUUUCUUUUCAUGAAUGUAAGAAUUAAUUGCCUUAAAUGAUAUAUAUUACAUAAUAUACAACAUAAAAAUAUAUUUAAAGAAAAAGCAGAAGCAAAACAACAAUUACUGAGCGCAAGCGUUAAAAGAAACAAGAACAACUCACACACAGGCACACAGAAAAAAAAAAGAUAAAAUGUGAGGAGGGAAAAACAGAAGCAUUGUAGUAAUUGAUUUUUUUCUAAUCAUAAAUUCAAAGGAGUAAAUUCGUCAUUACGGUAAAGUAAGAAUAGUUAUCUAAAUUCUAUAUAUAAAUAUAACAUAAUAUUUUUAAGCUGAGAAGAAUAACUGAGAAAAAUAAGGAAAGCUCUAAUAUAAUUUAAAUUAAUUUAAAAAAUACAACCUUAAGCGAAAAAGAGUGGUUGGCAUGAGCCCAAUCAGGAAGGCAACACACACCUUGUAAGAAUUUCAUAAGAAGAUACGCAGAUAAGCAAAUCUUGAGGAAACAAAAACAUAGAGAAAAUAGCGAAAUUCGGGUAGGUUUUAAGUUUCACUGAAUAUUAUAAUCUAUUAUACAUAAUAAUUAUAUUGAACGAUUAAUAAACUGAUUAAUCCUUA
This is a messenger RNA of Armigeres subalbatus, 9809 nucleotides long. RefSeq names its product probable nuclear hormone receptor HR3 (gene Hr3). Gene Ontology annotation, molecular function: RNA polymerase II cis-regulatory region sequence-specific DNA binding; zinc ion binding; nuclear receptor activity. The record is from RefSeq and is a predicted model, not a curated record. Lineage: Eukaryota; Metazoa; Arthropoda; Insecta; Diptera; Culicidae. Gene Ontology annotation, biological process: regulation of transcription by RNA polymerase II. The coding region runs from base 2945 to 5938 and encodes 997 amino acids. Gene Ontology annotation, cellular component: nucleus. The transcript has 13 exons.